Molecule: messenger RNA, 3388 nt
Organism: Fopius arisanus
Lineage: Eukaryota; Metazoa; Arthropoda; Insecta; Hymenoptera; Braconidae
Product: Golgi matrix protein 130 kD
Exons: 2
Coding region: 507-3221 (904 amino acids)
Biological process (GO): Golgi organization
Cellular component (GO): Golgi cis cisterna; Golgi cisterna membrane; cis-Golgi network
Source: RefSeq, a predicted model, not a curated record
UAUUAUUUUAUUAUUAUCGCCAGAGCUGUCAGUCUGCGAAAAUUAUUUUAUUCUCUAAGCAUAGCUGUCCUUUGAGCUCCUCUCGGAAAUAUUUUGACGGUGUAUAGUGAAUUAAUGGUAAAAUACGAGGAAUUGUUUAGAAAUUCGUUUGUAUAUGACAUAUUUUCUGUAGUAAAAAAAGCAUGGACUGGAAAAUGUAAAAAUGUAAAAUAUUUUAGUCAAUCCGCUUUGGGUGAGCCGACGGAUGCGUUCUAAAAACUUGUUGUAAUUCCCACGUCUCCGCCGGAUGGCACCGUCAUCUGCUCCACGAACAAGUCACAACUUCCGCUGGAAAAACGGAGAAAACGUAUCCAAUACCCACCCAGAAAAUCAUGUCAUAACCUCGGUGCAAAUAUCUCCUGUCACUUUCGACCAUAUUUUUCCAAUUAAAAAUGUGAAUUAAUGUCCCUCACUAGACAGAGUGAGGACGCUUGUGCUACGAUUAAUGUACCAAUUAAAUCAACAAAAUGAAUAAAUCCGAGAAGCUUCUGGCUGCUAGGAGAAAGCUGAAAGAGUUUCAGCAGCACAAACUGAAUAAUAACCACUACAACCAAGAGGGGAGUCAACUUCAACAAGAAAACACGCAGGUAAACUUGCCUGCUGUACCUCCAGCGAUUCAGGACCACCCGAUGGAGGAUUUGAAUGAGUCACAAACGUCUCAUCCAAAGAAUAUCUCCCACACCGGACCACCAACCUCUCAAUCCCCUUCCCCUGCUCCAGAACCUUCCAGCAACCUGAGGAACGAGUCUCCAUCUCAGUUUGUCCCUCCGCAGAUUUCAGAAUCGCCAAUUCCCUCAAAUCUAAACCCCCAGGACCAUGAAGAAUCAGAUCCACCCUCUAACACCCCUAUCCUGCAAAACGGAUCCCUUCAGCUGGAGCUGAACCCCAAGUAUUCCCCAGAGGACUCUCCAUCCCUCCAGAAGCAGCAUCUUCUGCAGAUGGCGUCGCAAGUAGCAGAUGCCCUGGUGGACGCUGAAAACGAAGGGUCGUCGAUGCCUAUCUCCUCGGACCUGGAGUAUCAAACUCAAUUUCUCACGACGUGCCUCGACGAGCAAAAACGCCUCGUGAAUCAACUGCACAUCCAAGUGAGUCAAUACAGCUCUCGAGUAUCUGAACUAGAGGCACUGCUCUCCACGAAGGAAGCUGAGUACGAGUCCAAGCUUCUCCGAGAACUGAACCCCCUGAAAGAGCAAUUGAAAGUGCACGCACAGACGACGGGAAUUCUCGUAGCAGAGAAGGCAGAAUUGUCCUCAGCGAUCAGCCAAUAUCAAUCGAUAUCUCAACAAAAAUCGACAGAGGUGGAGGACCUCUGCUUGAAGCUGAAAGCUUCGAACUCGAAAAAUGCGGAGCUAGAACGAGAAUUAUCUCAUUUGAAAAACGCAACAGAAGAGAUGAGAAAAAACUACCAUCAGUUGCAAUCAGAUUACUCUCAUCUCGACAAGAAGUUCUCAGAACUGAAGAAAGAUAAGGAGGAGCAGCAGCUGGAGACAGCUGAGCUUCGACAGGACCUGAAUCUGAAGAAUACGGAACUGUCGAACCUUCAUCGAGAGCUGAACGACAAGAAAAAUCUGUUGUCAUUAUCUGAGCUCAAGAUCCAACAACUGGGAAAUCCUCAGGAGAUGCAGACGUUGGAGGGUCAUCACCAGGUACAGUCGAUCCUCGAACAGCAGCUGUCUCAACUCCGAGAGACUCUGAAGUCCGUCAAUGCUGAAAAGGAAGAGACCAGCAAAUACUACGAGAAUUAUGUCAAACAGCUCGACAGCAGAUAUGAAACAGUGGUCCAGGAGCUGGAAACUGCGAAAACUAGAAUUGGUGAUUACGAGCAGCGAGAGGAGAGUUUCGUCCAGAGGCUCUCGGUAAUGGAGCAGCAGUAUCAGAGGGAGAAGCAGAGAGUGGAAACUCUUCUUCCUCUCGAGGCUCACGAGGAGAAGAUCAGCCAUCUCACGAAAAGCAUGGAUGCCCUCGUGGUGGAGCACGAAGGGCUGCAGUCGACGAUUCGUGAGAGAGAGGCUGAGAUCGAGGCCAUGAAGGAAGAGCUGCAUCAUCUGCGAGAGCUCAAGGAGCAGAAUGUCGAGUCCCUGAAAUUGGUUACUGCCUUGGAAAGUGAGCAGUUGGGGGCCUCCAGAGCCGUCUCCCAGAAUCAGGAGCUCAAGGCACAGUUGAACGAGAUGCACGAUGCCUUCGUCAUGCUGAGUAAUUCCAAGCUAGAUCUGACGGAGCAGCUCCAGGGCGAGCGCACCAUUGGGAGAAAACUAAAUGCAGAGUUAAAUAAGAUUGAGGAUGAGAGGGAUGAGUUAAAGGAGGAGCUCAAGAGAAAGGACGCUGUAAUCGAGGAACUUGAGAGGGAUAAAUUACAGACUGCUCAGGUCACUGAUCAGAUGCAGCAUUAUCAGGUGCAGUAUAAUUACAAUAGGACUCUGCAGCAGGAGCUCCAGAGGACGAUGAAUGCGAUGGAGCUGUUAAAGAAGGAGAAUCAAACGUUGAUAGCCAAGUUACAUGCCCUUGGCAGGGAUUCUGGGGAUGUUGAUGAGGGAAUCGCUGAGGAAGUUGGGGAGGAGGUCGAGGCAUCUGUGGAGGUCCCGAUUGAAAAAAAGAAUUCAGAGGUGCAGACCUUGGAGGGCCUCGAGGGGGAGAUCCUCUCUGAACCUCUCAAGAAGCUCGAGAUGAGGUUCAAGGAAACAAUGGAGAAAGUCGCUGAAUUAACCGAUGAGAAGCAAAAGCUCGAGCAUUUGGUGCUCCAGCUCCAGGGGGAGACUGAAACUAUAGGAGAGUACAUCACUUUGUAUCAGAAACAACGUGCCAUUCUUCAGAAGAAAGCUCUGGAAAAGGAGCAGACUUUCAGACUACUGGUGGAGCAGAGGAAUCAACAGCAGGUGCAGCUUCACCAGUUGAAAGUCCUUGUUGCUGAAUUGUUGAGAACCCAGGCGGGAGGCAAAUCGGGGGAUCACUCCGUGCCUCAGGAGGCUCUCCCGAAAGAAGAGAAUCAUAUACAUGGAGAAGUGGAUGCUGAAAAACCACGAGAGGACCCGAAACAAGAGGCGUCUUCGAUGGAUUUGAAAAAUGAAACAGCAUCCAAAAUCCUUGAUCUUUUGACAGAAAUAAAAGACUGCAAGGACACGUGUUCCCUCGAGCCGAAUUUCCAUCCCUGUCUCGGGUGCUCCGGAAAACUCAUCACAGUUUAGCGAGAGUUUGCUACUAUUUUUAAUACGAAACUUGGCCUUGCAUGUAAUUUAUUCAUUGAACACAAAGAUAAUGUAAAUAGCAAUAGAGUAUUUCCGUGUUGUGAUUACGAUAUUUUGUCAGUCUCUCAAGAUUUUAUUUACGAUUAUUAAACUACAAUGUUAAUAUA